AGACCUGUUGAAGGACCUGCCGGAACGAAGCAGGAUUUGAGAAGCUUUAAAUUAAUAUUGGAAUAUAUAAAAGCAUUGCCUGUAAGUGUUAAUGUAGCUUUCCUGACUGGGCAGGAAACAGACUUCAUCUUAGUUUCAUGUACAGGAUCAGGGAUAGAACUUAACAGAAGGGAGCAGGUUCUGAAAGCCAAGAAGGCUGGAGAAGAUUCAUUGAGGAGAUCAGGUCUUGGGUACACAAUAAUUCGCCCUGGUCCCCUAAUGGAAGAACCUGGUGGACAACGUGCUCUCAUAUUUGAUCAGGGAAACAGGAUAUCUCAGGGGAUCAGCUGUGCCGAUGUGGCAGAUAUCUGUGUGAAGGCAUUGCAUGAUUCAACUGCAAGGAACAAGAGCUUUGACGUUUGUUAUGAAUGUGUGGCUGAGCCAGGGAAGGAGCUGUACGAACUGGUAGCACAUUUACCUGACAAAGCGAAUAACUAUCUGACACCAGCACUCUCCGUUCUAGAGAAGAACACUUGA
Molecule: messenger RNA, 516 nt
Organism: Ilex paraguariensis (yerba mate)
Lineage: Eukaryota; Viridiplantae; Streptophyta; Magnoliopsida; Aquifoliales; Aquifoliaceae
Source: the annotation of a GenBank genome assembly